Molecule: messenger RNA, 1815 nt
Organism: Paramuricea clavata
Lineage: Eukaryota; Metazoa; Cnidaria; Anthozoa; Malacalcyonacea; Plexauridae
Source: the annotation of a GenBank genome assembly
AUGUUACCUUAUAUACUGUUAGGUAUAAAUUGUAAGAUUAACGACCCUAGUAAUGACGAAUUUAUAUUGUCUUUUGUUACUAGUUUAUCAUCGUCAAUAGCAACACUUGCUGCCCCACCUAUUCCUGCUUCUACACCUCUAGCGGUUAAGGGCAUUGUUUUACAAAUCAUUGGGAUACCAACAGCAGAUAUUGGAUUAAUUGUCGCAAUUGAUUGGUUUAUGUAAGUAAUUGUCGCAAUUGAUUGGUUUAUGUAAGUUUACUAAUAAUUAUUGACGAGGUUAGGUUCCAAUUCGGCACCAACUAUCCACGAUUUACUGCGAUUAUAUAUUGCUAACAUGAGUCUUUCGUUUUCAAUCGUUGAUAUCUCCUCUAUAUACGAAUCAAGGCCAAUUGUCUAUAUGCGUUAUAUUUUACCUGAUUUCCCUUGCCGAAAAGCAACCGCCCCUCUCAUCAGUUCUGCAUGGCUUGCCCUAGCUAAACGUCAUAUGAAUCAAUAAAGAAACUGGACAAAUGCACAGAAGAGGUUCAACUAUGGAUGUAUACUUGCUCAGACGAGUUCUAAUCGAAUACUAGGUCACUCACUAGGAAAAUAAAUGUCCAUAUAGCAUCUAAAAGUUGCCUCUGCAUGCGGACGAGAGAACAACAUAUAGUUAACAUAGUAUAACUCAGAGAAAGUAAAAGACAGCUCCCAUUAUAAUGCACGCAUAUGCAUCACACAUGUUCUUCAUGUGAAAACCUUUUUUAAAAAAGCCAAUAAUUAAAAGCUCCUGCAGUAAUAGAAACAAAACUACGUAUUUUGCCUGUUCUAUUUCGUUAUUUUCACACAAAUCUAUGCUUGCCCAAAGGGGACAAAAUUACGAACAUGUGCAUAUAAUUUGCAUUACGCAUAUAUCAUUUUUAUAUGUCCAAAUAUCAUCUUCAAUCCAAAGUCGUCGAAGUCGAGAAAAAGAUCGUCAAAGUUGAGUACAAAUUCGUCGAAGUCGAGUAGAAAUUUGUCGAAGUCGAGUACAAUUGCAAAUUCGUCGAAGUCGAGUUGAAAUUCGUUGAAGUGGAAGUUGAAAUUCGACAAACAAAAUCAUCGAAGUCGAAUGCUAAAACAUUUCUUCGUCCAGUAUGAUAAUUUUUUUAUAAUAUAUACUGAAUACGUCAUAGUUGUGCAAAUAAUUAUGUCGAAUCGAAUGCAACCAUGAUGCAACGUAUAUGAUUAAAGUCCAGCAAUCGACUUGAUUUUCAGACAAGACAUAGUAUAUAUUAUAAAAAAUUUAUCAUACUGGAUGAAGAAAUGUUUUAGCAUUCGACUUCGACGAUUUGUUUGUGGACUUCGACCACGAAUUUCAACUUCCACUUCGACGAAUUUCAACUUCCACUUCAACGAAUUUACUCGACUUUGACGAUCUUUUUCUCGACUUCGACGAAUUUGGAUUGAAACUGAUAUUUGGACAUAUGAAAAUGAUAUUUGCGUAAUGGAAAUGAUAUGUACAUGUUCGUAAUUUUGUCCCCUUUGGGCAAGCAUACAAAUCUGAUUUGGCCGUUUUAAUUUUACAUUAUUAAUUAUUUGUAACAUUUUUUACAGAGAUCGCUUCGCUACUCCUGUCAAUGUUUGGUCGAACUGCAUAGCCUGUGUUGUUAUUGAACAUUAUUCACGUGAAGAACUUCAGUCAUUAGAUGACAUCACUACACCACGUGAAGAAGCAUGCACUGCCGUGAGUAAUGAUACAUACACUGAUGUCACUAUUGAUAUUGCUGACGAAGUCGAAGUAACAAUACAAACUAAAGACAAUAAAGAAAUACAAGGCAUUGUUUUAGGGGCCUGA